Molecule: messenger RNA, 425 nt
Organism: Prorocentrum cordatum
Lineage: Eukaryota; Dinophyceae; Prorocentrales; Prorocentraceae
Source: the annotation of a GenBank genome assembly
GAGCGCCACUUGCAGCUGGAAGAUGUCACUGCUGGGCGGACAGGAGGGUGGCCCUCGCGCCCCUGCAGGGCGCCGAGGCCGCGCGCUCCGGCGGCCGCAUGGGCGGGGGCGGCGGAGGCAUGCGCAGCGGCCCGAUGCGGGGCGCGCCGGCCCGGGGGCCCACGGCACGGGCGGCCACGAGCAGCACGACCAACGUGGUCAUCGGGGGCGGCUACUCGCCGUUCGGCUUCGGGUACGGCAUGCCGCUGUUCUUCCCGUCUCCCUUUGGCUUCGGUGGCUUCGGCGGCGGGUACGACCGCGGCCCCACCGCCACAGACCAGCAGCUCAGCAACCAGCAACUGCAGGACGAGCGCAAGAUGGACUCCCAGAACGCCGAGAUCGAGCAGCUCAAGAGGGAGAUCCAGGAGCUGAAGGCGAAGAAGUGA